AUGUCAGAAAUUAAUCAAUUAAUUCAAACAGCUCGUUUAAAUUUUGUUGACAGUCAAUUUAGUAAUUGGUUAAAUGUUAAUAAAUAUUUUAAUUUACUUAAGAAUGCAGACUUGUCACUAACCGAAGAUGUUUAUCGUGCUUAUGCAGCAAUAAUUGAUGCUUUAUUGUUACACCAUUUGGACGAAUCUUGUCAAAAAAAUUUUCUCAAUACAAAAAAGAUUGCUAAUUUAAUAUUACAGUCAGUUUUUUUUUGGAAAAAUUCUGUCAUAUCUACCAGAAACCGAUUCGGACAAUUUAUAUGUCAUUCGAAAGAGCUCCUCGAACUGAGUCGUUGA
Messenger RNA from Meloidogyne enterolobii, 336 nucleotides. NCBI's taxonomy places the organism in Eukaryota, Metazoa, Nematoda, Chromadorea, Rhabditida, Meloidogynidae. The record is from the annotation of a GenBank genome assembly.